Messenger RNA from Alternaria infectoria, 573 nucleotides. RefSeq lists its product as uncharacterized. The coding region runs from base 1 to 573 and encodes 190 amino acids. NCBI's taxonomy places the organism in Eukaryota, Fungi, Ascomycota, Dothideomycetes, Pleosporales, Pleosporaceae. Gene Ontology annotation, molecular function: adenosine deaminase activity. The transcript is spliced from 2 exons. Gene Ontology annotation, biological process: inosine biosynthetic process; adenosine catabolic process. The record is from RefSeq and is a predicted model, not a curated record.
AUGGGAGCGAUCCUUGGAGAAGGCGUAACCAAGGAUGAUUACGUGAAGACCGUUUUGGACAUACUCAAUGCCCAUAACGACGAUGCUAACAACACCAUGCGAGCUUUCCUCAUACUGUCAAUCGACCGUCGCAACAACAUCGCAGACGCAGAAGAAGUCGUCGAUCUCGCCAUCAAGUAUCAGUCCGCCGGCGUUGUUGGUGUCGACCUAUGCGGCGACCCAGCGAAAGGUGACAUUCGCAUAUUCGGCGACAGCUUCGCUCGGGCAAAGGCUGCCGGACUGAAGAUCACGCUGCACUUUGCCGAGAGCGAAAAUUCUUCCUCGGAUUUGGAGUUGCAAACACUCCUGUCAUGGCAACCUGACAGACUGGGUCACGUUAUACAUGUCAAAGAUGAGUUUAAGAAGACCAUCGAGCAGCACGGAAUCGGCGUUGAGCUGUGCCUCAGCUGUAACGUCCAUGCCAAGAUGAUCACGGGCACUUACUCGGACCAUCACUUUGGUGUGUGGCGCCACAGCAGUGUUCCCGUCGCUCUGAGCGUACGUUCAGCUCUGGAAACUGUGUGUUCCUCGUGA